Messenger RNA from Austrofundulus limnaeus, 2080 nucleotides. RefSeq names its product ubiquitin-like modifier activating enzyme 3 (gene uba3). Lineage: Eukaryota; Metazoa; Chordata; Actinopteri; Cyprinodontiformes; Rivulidae. The record is from RefSeq and is a predicted model, not a curated record. Bases 411 to 1730 code for a protein of 439 amino acids. The transcript has 17 exons. Gene Ontology annotation, biological process: protein neddylation. Gene Ontology annotation, cellular component: nucleus; cytoplasm. Gene Ontology annotation, molecular function: NEDD8 activating enzyme activity.
AUCUCAUGAAUCUAAGGGAGCACGGCAUGAUUGAACCUUAUUUUACUCUCUAUUUUAUAGGGAGAAGAAAAGAAGGAGAGUAGUGGAGCUGAGUUGAGAAAUUAGUAAUGAAUUAGAACUGACGGAAGGUUUGAUGUUUUUAGACAGGAAGUAGGUUGACACUCAAAAGAAAUCUAAACUGGUUGUAAACAAAUGAUUCGAGUCGCUAGUUAAAUGAGUAAUAUCUAGGUCAGUCAGCUGUCAGUAACUAACAGUGUAUAUGCUUUCCGUCGGAGGUUUAAUAWGUUAUCUUUUGAAGUAGAUAUUUAUGAAAGGCUAAUAAUCUUGUUGAACCAAUAGKAGCUAAGGAAAAAGAGGGUCAGUACCUGUCCGACUGGAAAUUAUGUAACUGAUACAGGACAGGCAGCAAGAUGGCGGUGGACGGAGGGACCUGUGAGUGGGAAGGCCGAUGGAACCACGUUAAAAAGUUCCUGGAGCGGUCGGGACCGUUUACACAUCCAGACUUCGAGCCCAGCCCAGAGUGUUUGGAGUUUUUGUUUGAAACCUGCAAAAUCCUGGUCAUUGGUGCAGGUGGACUGGGCUGUGAGCUGCUGAAGGACCUGGCUUUAUCUGGCUUUCGGAACAUCAGUGUGGUCGACAUGGACACCAUUGAUGUUUCCAACCUGAAUCGUCAGUUCCUCUUCAGGUCCAAAGAUGUAGGACGACCAAAGGCGUAUGUUGCGGCUGAUUUUAUCAACAGCCGGAUACCUGGAUGUCGUGUGGUCCCACAUUAUAAGAAAAUUCAAGAUUUUGAUGAGAGAUUUUACAGACAAUUCCAUAUUAUUGUCUGCGGACUCGACUCCAUUGUUGCCCGGCGGUGGAUAAAUGGUAUGCUGCUUUCUUUGCUGGUGUACGAGGAUGGUGAACUGGAUCAGACCUCCAUCAUUCCGCUUGUUGACGGUGGGACCGAAGGCUUUAAAGGCAAUGCCAGGGUCAUUCUCCCUGGCAUGACUGCCUGCGUUGACUGCACGCUGGAGCUGUAUCCUCCUCAGAUCAACUUCCCUAUGUGCACAAUAGCGUCGAUGCCUCGCUUGCCUGAGCAUUGCGUUGAAUACGUGCGAGUGCUGCAGUGGCCUAAAGAGCUGCCGUUUGGAGAUGGUGUUGCCCUGGAUGGAGAUGACCCAGAGCACAUCCAGUGGGUGUUCCAGAGAUCUCUGGAGAGGGCAGCAGAGUUCAACAUAACAGGAGUCACUUAUAGACUAACGCAGGGAGUGGUCAAGAGGAUAAUCCCAGCUGUAGCAUCCACAAACGCUGUCAUUGCUGCUGCUUGUGUAACUGAGGUUUUCAAAUUAGCAACAAGUGCCUAUGUGCCUCUCAGUAACCACAUGGUGUUCAAUGAUGCAGAUGGCCUGUACACCUACACUUUUGAGGCGGAACGAAAGGAAAACUGCUCAGCCUGCAGCCAAGUUCCUCUGGAUCUGCACAUUCCUCCAUCUUCCAAACUCCAGGAGGUGUUGGACUACCUGACUGAGAGCGCCUCUUUACAGAUGAAAUCACCUGCUUUAACAGCAACAGUUGAAGGAAAAAGCAAAACUUUAUAUUUACAGUCUGUUGCAUCAAUUGAACAGCGGACACGAGCAAAUCUGUCCAAAACUUUAAAAGAGUUGGGGCUGACUGAUGGACAGGAACUGGCUGUAGCGGAUGUCACCACACCCCAAACCAUGUUGUUCAGACUUUGCUUUACCUCAUAAUUAGAACAGUUUACUGCUUAUUCAAUCACACUAUCAAUCAAUAAUCAAUAUAACUAGUUCGACUGGUUUAAUGUCAUUAUUGACAGAAGUCGAUGUUUUGCACUGAAAAGCCAAACUAUUGGUGAUACCUUGUCAUAUUUUGAUGAUUAUUUGCAAAUGCCUAAUUUUUGUGUAAAUAUCUUGUGCUCGUUACAUUGYAAUGUGUCCUGUGCAAAUGAGAAACAACAAAAGGGUUUUCUUUAAAAUAUUAUUAUAUUGUUCUAAAUUAGCAUAUUUAUUUAUUUACUUGCAGAUUUUUAGGUUGCUGUUUUGUCAAAGUGUGAACUGGAAUAAAAUGGUUUUCUAUGGUG